GGAGGCAGCGCAGGGAUCUGUCCUCCAGCCAUCAGUACAUGACUUGUCCUUGUCUAUCAGCAGGGUGGGACUCUAAGCUGCAGCCAUGUGGACCUGUAUACACUGUGCACUCCUCUCUCUCCUCUUCUCCUCUCUGGUGACAGCAAACAGCAAGAUUUUUGGGGAUGUAGACCAUGUAAGGAUGAUUUCAGAAGGCUCGGACUGUCGCUGUAAAUGUAUCAUGAGACCCCUAAGUAAAGAGGCUUGUGCCCGUAUCAAAGAUGGCGAUAUGCGUGUAGAGGACUAUUAUACAGUGGAAACAGUCAGCUCAGGGUCAGAUUGCAAGUGUUCCUGUACUGCUCCACCAUCUUCUCUUAAUCCCUGUGAAAAUGAAUGGAAAAUGGAGAAAAUGAAGAAACAGGCUCCGGAACUAUUCAAGCUGCAGUCUAUGGUGGACCUCCUGGAAGGAACUCUGUACAGCAUGGACCUGAUGAAAGUGCAUUCCUACAUCAAUAAAGUGGUGGCCCAGAUGAACAAUCUGGAGGAGACGAUCAAGACAAACCUAACCAGAGAGAAUGACUUCAUGAAGGAAAGUGUCAUGAACCUUUCAAACCAGAUGAAGAAGUACGACAACUAUUCUGACAUUAUGAUGAGUAUCAAGAAGGAGAUUUCAAACCUGGGAUACCAACUGCUCCAAAAAGAUGCCCCAGAAAAUAAAGUACAGGACACAGCAGGAGCCAAAGUAAAAGAUGUUAAAUUUCCAAACAAGAAAAAUCCCGGAGAAAAGUCUAAGGUCACAAAGGAGAAGCCACAAAAAACCGAGAAAGCAAAGAAAGAGAACACUAAAUCCAAACCCGCUUUGUCCCAGCCUACACCUAAACCUAGAUCUCCUGUACAUCAACAACCAGUGGUCAUACGAGGAGUCACUUACUACAAAGCUACCCGACAUGAAGAGACAGACACCAGCAACAGAGAGAACACAGGAAGGUUGUCUGUACGAGGAGAACGACAAGAUGUCAAAAUGGCAGCAAACAUCUCAGAAUCCCACAUCAUCCAAGAGGAAAGACCUGUAGAAGUUGAGAAACCACCACCAACUACUUCUACUACAACUACCACCACCACAACUCCCACUACUACCACAACAACAACACAAAGCACCACUACUACAACAUUGGCUACAACUACCACCAACCCAGAAUAUUUGGCAACGCUUUCUUUUGUAGCACCUGGCUCAGACACAGAAAACAAUAUUAAAGUCAGAGAAGGAGAGUGUGAAGGUACCAUUGCAUCAGUCGAGGCACCCAAAAAAUAUCACAGUUAUGGUCGCAAUGAAGGAGCUUGGAUGAAAGACCCAGCAGCAAAGGAUGAGAGAAUCUAUGUAACAAAUUAUUACUAUGGAAACAACCUUGUGGAGUUCAGAAAUCUUGAUAAUUUCAAACAAGGUCGCUGGAGUAAUCUGUAUAAGGUCCCUUACAACUGGAUCGGGACAGGGCAUGUGGUGUUUCAAGGAGCCUUCUAUUACAACAGAGCAUUUACUAAAAAUAUCAUCAAGUAUGACUUGAAGCAGCGCUUUGUAGCAGCCUGGACUCUUCUGCAUGAUGUUGUCUAUGAAGAUACCACACCAUGGAAAUGGAGAGGCCACUCAGAUAUUGACUUUGCUGUAGAUGAAAGCGGCCUUUGGGUUAUUUACCCAUCCGUUGACUAUGAUUACUCUCAGCAAGAAGUCAUUGUCAUCAGCAAACUUGACCCCAAUGACUUAUCUGUAAAGAAGGAGACUACAUGGAAGACUGGCCUGAAGCGUAAUUCCUAUGGAAACUGUUUUAUAAUAUGUGGCAUCCUGUAUGCGGUGGAUGUCUACAACCAAAAAGAAGGACAGAUCUCUUAUGCCUACGACACUCACACAGAUACUGAGGCAGAUCCAAAGUUGCCUUUCAUCAAUGAGUAUGCCUUUACUACACAGAUUGACUAUAACCCCAAAGAAAAAGUACUAUACGCCUGGGACAAUGGACACCAGUUGACAUACAAAGUGAACUUUGUCGACUGAUUGAAUUGAUAGCUUGUUAGGACGUAGGUCAGUCCUCCACAAAGAAAGCACUUUUACACAUCAGUUAUAACGUGUUGCUUGGGGAGCAACUAAAGUAUUAUCCUCUGGCUGCUGGGAGGUGGAAACACUCUGGCCAAGACAAGUGUAAUGGCCCAGAAAUGUGGUCUGUGACUAAUCCAUUGUUAAGAAGCUGAACAAAAUUGUAAAAGUGUGAAUGGACAUGAGAUGAAUGGCUCAGCGCAUAAAAGAAAGCCAGUGUCUUUUCACAUCCUAUAUUUUUAAGUGCAACCUCAAUGAAGGAGACUGAACGAACCUAAUACAAAACAGUUGGGAGCAAAAUUUAAAGGACCACCAAAGAAAGUACCACGUGCUUACACUUGACACGUUUGUUUCAUGUUUUUCUAGUAUAAUUAUUCCACAACUACAAACAUAAAAGAAUAUGUAAUACAAUGCAAUAAUAUUUAAUGGGGAAUGGUUAUGUAAAGAAAAAAAAAAAUAGGCAUAUUCCUAUGAAGAGGUGGUUAUGGUCUUGGCCAUUUUUAUGUAAAAUUUAGACUUUUUUUUUUAAACUUAUGAUCAUUUACCAUGACCCAUUUAUCUUCUGUUUUAAAAGGGUGGUCAAGAAUUUACCUUUUCAUACCAUUCUCUUAUUCAUCUAUUGUUAAAAAUCCCCACCCUUCUUGUAUACAGCGCCCAUGGAACUGAAUGCCACUGUAUGUAACCGGUGCAGGGACCACCAUAUCUGUAUCCUUCAAUGUCUUCAUUGAGGUGUACAGCAAAGGAUGACUACAACUGUCUCAGCUUGAAUUGAAGAAGACCUAUCUUGUUGAAUCUUUAGGCUGCACAAUAUACUGGCCCCCUAUUAUGUUGCACAAAAAGGCUCUACCAGCUGCAGCCAUUUCAAAAAUUUACAGCAGAUACAGUAGCUGCCAUACAUGGUUACAUGUGCAGUAAAUUUCUUGAGUAGCUUAAGACACUUUUGCCCCCAUUUGCUUUGCUGGGACACAGCACAAUUCAUGCAGAGGGACAUGGCGAUCUUUGGUAACAUUAUUCCGGUCAAUGUUAAAUCCCUACGGAGCCCCAGCCUUAUUGUGUAUUGUUGGACAAGGAGUGUUUUAUUGACCUUAUUACUCUUAGAUUCUGUACACAAUAGAUUGUCGGAGGGAAUGUGCUCAUCUGGAUGGGUCAGUCUUCUGUAUAUAAAAAAAAAUAUUUUAAAAAACUGACGAAGACCUAUCAGGCUGCAUCUCCAGAUGUCUCUUCUUUCCUUUUAGCUGUACCAGUUGUAGAGACACUAUGCUUAAAGGGGUACUCCGCCUCUAAACAUCUUAUCCCCCUAUCCAAAGGAUAGGGGAUAAGAUGUCUGAUCGCAGGGGUCCCACUGCUGGGGACCCCUGUGAUCUCGGCUGCAGCACCCAAGACAUCCAAUGCACUGAGCGAACUUCGCUCUGUGCCGGAUGACUGGUGAUGCGGGGCAGAGGCUCGUGAUGUCAUGGUCAUGGUCACGCCCCCUCAAUGCAAGUUUAUGGGAGGGGGUGUGAUGUUCAUCACGCCCCCUCCCAUAGACUUGCAUUGAGGGGGCAUGGUCAUGAUGUCACGAGCCUCCGGCGCUGCACCCGACACUCUAAACAAACGCUGGGUGCAGCAGGAAGAUCUCAGGGGUCCCCAGUGGUGGGACCCCUGCAAUUAGACAUCUUAUCCCCUAUCUUUUGGAUGGGGGGGGGGGUGAGAUGUCUAGGGGUGGAGUGACCCUUUAAUCUCUGUAACUUUUAUACAUAUUUUCCACAAAUUAGACAUGUUUGUUAAACAUUUUAAACAUUUUUAAUGGCAAAAUAACCUUUCUAUACAUGGCCUCCUGUAUAGGCAUCCAAUAAAAGACCCCUUAAAUUGACCCCCCCCCCUCCCCCACUUCAAACUUACAACACACCAUCCUCUUGGAUGACCGAUCUGCCUGACAGUUUUAUUCUGUCUCUGAGAUGUAAUUGGCAGAAAGGACUCUUUUCACCUGUGCAUUCUCGCUCGAUAAAUAGGUGUUAACAAGCAAACUCAGCCAAGUCCUGAAGGAAUAACACAUCCAGCGUGCCAGCUUACUGGUGCCAGCUGCAUUUUCCCACAGUUUCUAUGCCUUUAGAAGCAUUUUAUGGUGUUUUUCUAGCUCUUAGAAUCAGAUCAAGAUUGAAUCAGAUCAAGUGUUCAUAAUCCACAUCAAAACCAGUACAUUGGCACGGCUGUGUAUAUGUUUCAUCCAGUUGAAUCUAUUGUGGUAUACAUAGAUAUAAUUAUUUUUUUUUCACAUGCAAAUUUGAACAUCAACUCCACAGUAGGUUACAAUAGAUGGGAUUUUUAUUGUUUCAUUUACCCACAAUGGAACUUUUUAGACUGAUGUUAGUUAACUGGCCUUCAUACUAUACAAUACGAUGGUUGUUUCUGGGAGUCCUUCAUACUAUACAGCCAGACUGUGUUAUGGGGGUUCUUCUUACAAUACAGCCAAAUUGUUAUAGUGCACACUCCAUACUAUACAGCCAGACUGUUGUUAUAGGGGGUACUCCAUACUAUACAGCCAGACUGUUAUAGGGAAUCCUCCAUACUAUACAGCCAGACUGUUAUAGGGAAUCCUCCAUACUAUACAGCCAGACUGUUAUAGGGGGUACUCCAUACUAUACAGCCAGACUGUUGUUAUAGGGGGUACUCCAUACUAUACAGCCAGACUGUUAUAGGGGGUACUCCAUACUAUACAGCCAGACGGUUGUUAUAGGGGGUACUCCAUACUAUACAGCCAGACUUUUGUUAUAGGGGGUACUCCAUACUAUACAGCCAGACUGUUGUUAUAGGGGGUACUCCAUACUAUACAGCCAGACUGUUGUUAUAGGGGGUACUCCAUACUACACAGCCAGACUGUUAUAGGGAAUCCUCCAUACUAUACAGCCAGACUGUUGUUAUAGGGGGUACUCCAUACUAUACAGCCAGACUGUUGUUAUAGGGGGUACUCCAUACUAUACAGCCAGACUGUUGUUAUAGGGGGUACUUCAUACUAUACAGCCAGACUGUUGUUAUAGGGGGUACUCCAUACUAUACAGCCAGACUGUUGUUAUAGGGGGUACUCCAUACUAUACAGCCAGACUGUUGUUAUAGGGGGUACUCCAUACUAUACAGCCAGACUGUUGUUAUACGGGGUACUCCAUACCAUAAAGGCAGACAGAUGGUUGUCACAGUGGUUUUUCCAGACUAAGCCAACACAUUCUAUGUUUCUUUGUUUCUAACCCCAUUAUUGAAUAAAACAGAAUUAGUUCUACAUAGUCUGGGAUGUUUUACUGAAUUCAAAUUGCAUACAUUGUACUUGUAGCACCUCCUCAAUGUUAUGUUAAGUUCAGAAGCCUGUUCAGUGUUCACACGUGUUAAAUGUUACAUUUCUGUGUUCUGUGUUAUAUUGGUUCUCUAGAAAAUUAAUUAUGAAACAAAAAACAAGACAGUUGGUUCCGGCAGUGUAAGGCGAGUGUUAAAUAUUGUGACCCCCAUCUAAGAACAACACCAUCUGUAACCACUUUAGAGUUCUUCAGACACAUCUCAAGAACAGUGAAAGUACAGGAGGAGUAAAGACACGGAUGAUCUGAACAAAAAUAAACUUUCCAAAAUAAACUAGCGGAAAUUGUUCACUAGUAACAUUUGGCUUGUUUGUUAUAUUGUAAUAAAAGAAAUGUAAUUGUGCACAAUGCAGUCAUAAAAUGUUUAGUGCAUCUGAAAUGGGGUUUAGUGUAUGUUCACAUACCGUAAUGGUAGUAGGACAUAACACUCCCCUUCUUUCUCCGUGGUUCUGUUGAACUAGACGUAGAUCAUCAUGCGGUGCUGUAAUGAUCUAGAUUCCAUAUCUAGAUUUCUUAUAUGGAGACUCCAAUGCAGCCAUAUUACAGCCAUUUGAAAUGGUAAGAAGAGCUUUUUUAAACAAUGGAACUGAUUUAGGCCUAAGUUCACACUGUUGUGCUUCGACCCAUUUAGGGUCUGUUUGGCUUUUUUUUUCCUGCACCAAGCUGACACUGCCAGGUCCUGAUGGAUCCCAUUGACGGACUAGCCGACUUCCGAUGGGUUAUCCACUGUAGCUCCCUUUUAGUGAAUGAGCCCUUAUUCUCUUAUGGAUUUCCAAUGUUACAAGUGGAAUAGUCAAGGAAACCUCGAAGGUCAUCCUUCAGUAUCUGAAGCAUUCUCUAAAAUCCACAGCAAUUUAGAAAAACCCCAAGUAUUGAAUUCACUUUUAUCGUAGAUUUUUUUUUUAAAUGUAGAAUCUGCUCUGCAAAACUGUAGUAUGUGAACCCACUCUUAGGUUAGGCUUGGGCUUGAGCUCCAAAAAGUAUAGACAUGUUCAUUUCUGUUUGGAAUAAGUUAUUAAAGUGUGUACUCCGCCGAAAAACAACUUAACCCCUUUCCCCCGCGAUCUCCGGCAUUGGCACCCUAGUCAUCCAUGCAAGGAGCGAACUCCGCUUCAUGGCGGAUGACUGGCUACUACAGCUGCCAUGCCCCCUCCAUUCAUAUCUAUGGAAGAAGGUGUGACUGCUCCAAGCUUCCAUGUUCUGGACACAGCUCCUGCCGGCCCAGAGAUCGCGGCGGUCCCCAGCGGUGGGACCCCCGUGAUCAGACAUCUUACCCCUAUCCUUUUUCGGCAGAGUACCGCUUUAAGAGACUGCAAAAGUCUGGUAUACAGCCCAACACAUACUGAAUAUUUCACGUGACUCCUUAAUGCUAAAUUGCAUUAUGUCCGUAAUAGUGUGUAACUGACCACCCACAGGAUAGAGAAAAAUGUUAAGUGACAAGCUUCAUGUUGGACACCCAACUGGUUAAAAUCAGGUCAUCUGACUGGAGCAGCCCUGCUAUACUGCCAACUUUAAUUAGGGGAAAAUGGUUGCCAGCCCCCACCACCCCCAGAAAACCAGAAAAGUCCAGUUCCUGUUUUGUGUGACUUAUAUGUGUAUAUGUAAAAGAAAUAUAUAUGAUUUUUUUAUAUCAUGCCACGCCAUAUUAAAUAUGUUGAAUAUAUUCUUUAUAUGUUGUAAAUAGAAAAAUACACCUUAUUUUUUAAAAAUGUUCUGUGUAUGUAAAUUAGGAUCCUGCUUUACCAUUUGUAUAUAACAUGUGCAUUCAUUGGAUGAAUUAUUUAAUGCAAAGUCAUUCACGUUUUCAGUACUGCCGCUCCAUUACGGCUUAGUUAACCUCCUUCCUGUAAGACUGACUGUUGUGCUCGGUAUAAAAUGGUUACAAUAAAUAUGGUGUAUUUCAUUUUUAUUCUAUUAAAGUAACUUAUGAGUUAUUAUGGAGUCAACACUUAUAUGUUCUGCUGAAAAAGGAAAGAAAAUAAUAAAACCUGUCAAUCUAUUGAUUGGAA
Hyla sarda is the source of this 7394-nucleotide messenger RNA. It is a transcript of the gene OLFML2A, whose product is annotated as olfactomedin like 2A. The record is from RefSeq and is a predicted model, not a curated record. NCBI's taxonomy places the organism in Eukaryota, Metazoa, Chordata, Amphibia, Anura, Hylidae. The transcript has 8 exons. Gene Ontology annotation, biological process: signal transduction. The coding region runs from base 86 to 2023 and encodes 645 amino acids.